Messenger RNA from Dermacentor silvarum, 1574 nucleotides. RefSeq lists its product as uncharacterized. Lineage: Eukaryota; Metazoa; Arthropoda; Arachnida; Ixodida; Ixodidae. Gene Ontology annotation, molecular function: DNA binding. Gene Ontology annotation, biological process: negative regulation of DNA-templated transcription. The record is from RefSeq and is a predicted model, not a curated record. The coding region runs from base 1035 to 1544 and encodes 169 amino acids. The transcript is spliced from 5 exons.
CGUAUACCUGCGUGCCUUAUUAAUGCAGUUGCUCUAAUUGCAUAAUCAUGCAACAUGCAGCCAAUUUGGUGUAUAGCUCAUUUUUGCUUGACACGUGUUUGGCGUGCAGAAACUAGCAUUUUGGAAUCUAGGUUGCCUUGCUUUCAAUCUGUGAUAUAUUUCUGAUUGCCACAUCGUGAAAGUACUAUAGCCUAAUUUAUUUCAUGUCAUCUGUAAACUGAGAUUUAGUUGCGUACUUGGGGAAUGAUAAUCACCACCAUCUCAGAAAAAAACAUAUCAGUGAUGGUAAUUCAAUGUUGAAAGAAUUUGCUGUAAUUUAAUGUUACCUACACAGUUUCUUUCUCCAUGUAGCAGCUUUAGGACACCUUGAUGUAUCAAAUAAUUUGCUUCUACAAAAAAAUGACCACAUUUCCAUGACAGCCUGCCAUGCAAAUGGUCAUGCUGUAAUUUUUCUGAACCACAAAUUCUCUAUUCAAGUUUCUGCCCUCUAAAAGUGUAGUAAAUAUUAUCUGGUCACAUUUAUUUAUCUCCGUUUUAAAUGCAGGUAAUGAAAAAAGCUGCCAAGCGAUGCCAAACAAAGAAGAAACAAGCAGCAGCAGUUUUUCAAAAAGAACAGCUCGAUGCUCUGUUUCCAAGAAAUCACCCUAGUGACCCAGACUGGGAAGCCGAGGCCAAGCGGGUGGAGGAGGAAAACAACCUGCUUAAAGCUGCAAAUGAGCAGCUGAAAACUUAAAAUGUCAAACUCCACAAAAGGGUGGAAAUGCUCGAAAAAGCAUUGUGCAGCAGGAUUUUUAAGACAGGUUUGAAUUCUAUAGGAGUUUUUAUUUCAUUUGCAACAGUAAAUUUUUAUCUCUAAAUACUAAGAUGUACAUAUUUGGUUGUUUUCUCAUAUCUGUUUCACUUAUACUGAACACAUGUGGUAGGCGAAUGUUAAAAGUUGUGAGCAAAAACAAUGAUUUUCCACUGAGUACCACCAUGUGUCUACUUCCGCAGAAAACUGCCUGCUGUCUCAGGAGCAUCAACCUGGCUGCUACAUGAUGGCCGAGAGACACAUCCAACAGAAGAAACCUUCACCACAGGUGCAGGUUUCUCCUGUAGGGCCACAGUCCGCUGCAGAGGCCGAACUUCUCAUAAGCUUGGAGGAUUCCGACAAGAAUGAGAGGCUGGAAUCUUCAAAGAUAUUUUCAGUCGUUGGAAAUGAGGUGUUCCUGGGUAGUGGCGUGUGGCUGCAGAAAUCCGUGUACGAACAUUUGAUGCAGCGCCCGAAAGAUGGCAUUUUUGUUCGUGAGGCCAGCGUUCGAAUAUUUUCGACUGCAGGCCUCUUUCACAGAAGUGUCACGGGCGCUGCAUCAAAUAGAACUAAAGCGGAAGCCAAGCCACCCUUGGAUGCUAUGAAAUAUGAAGUUCUAAAAGCAUUUUUCAGGCACUACCUGGAGAGCCGAUGCAGCAGCCCCGCAGAAAUUGCCACAAGGCAUAGUUGCCUUGGCAAAAUAGUAGCCUGCAAAAUAGCCGACAUCAUGAAGGGCCAGAGGAAGAAUAUGUAGUUUUGUUUUGAGAAUAUAUUUGUGUACAUG